Messenger RNA from Micropterus salmoides (largemouth bass), 621 nucleotides. Its product is annotated as G-protein coupled receptor 4-like. The transcript is spliced from 4 exons. Gene Ontology annotation, biological process: G protein-coupled receptor signaling pathway. Gene Ontology annotation, molecular function: G protein-coupled receptor activity. The record is from RefSeq and is a predicted model, not a curated record. The coding region runs from base 103 to 621 and encodes 172 amino acids. Gene Ontology annotation, cellular component: membrane. NCBI's taxonomy places the organism in Eukaryota, Metazoa, Chordata, Actinopteri, Centrarchiformes, Centrarchidae.
GCUUGGAGAGCACCUCCCUGCCCAUCCUGACCAUCCAUGGCCAUACAUGGAAACCCCAAGGCAGAGAGCAGCAGCGAAGCCCCCCAGGUUUCACUAUGAAGAAUGGAAGGUCUCUACAGUAACAGCACUUUACCGGACCAAAGCUUUAACUACAGCAACAUCACCUGCAACUACCAAAAGAGCAUCCAUGAGUACCUAUAUAAUGAGCCUGAUGUCAUAUAUGUGGUGACAUGCGUUACCAUUGUUGUCGGCCUUCCUUUGACCCUGGUGGCCAUCUAUGCUCUUUAUUCUAUGGUGAGAAGUGAUCAUGUUGCUCCCAUCUACGUCAUCAACCUUCUCAUUACCGACCUGCUUCAGCUCUGCUGCAUGAUCGUUGAAGUGGCACCACCUGAGGAUGAGAUUAUAUCUGUCAUGUCCUUUUGUAUUUACGUCUUUAGUCUGUUUACCAGUGUUUACUUCAUGGUCUGCAUCUCCCUGGAAAGGUAUUUGGUCAUCGCCCACCGCUGUGGUACCGCUUCAGACGAACCAUCAAGAGUUCUGUGGUGGUCUGUGUCCUGGUCUGGGUCCUUCCUCCUUUUUGUGUUGUCCUUUUCUUUUUCGUUUAUCUGGUCCCAGCAAUAA